AGAGGAAGGUUAAACCUUUUCCAAUUCCAGUAUUGGUGUGUUGGAUCUGUGUGAUAUUGGAUGGCGGAAGAAGAGGAGAGAACGAACGGCUGCGAUGAAAGUGACUAUACAUCUGAGGAUGAAGGGACAGAGGAUUACAAGCGUGGUGGAUAUCACGCUGUUCAAAUCGGAGAUACGUUUAAACACGGACGAUAUGUAGUGCAGAGUAAGCUUGGUUGGGGCCAUUUCUCAACUGUUUGGCUCGCUUGGGAUGUCCUCAAAUCUACGUAUGUAGCUCUGAAAGUCCAAAAGAGUGCUCAGCACUAUACUGAAGCGGCAAUGGAUGAGGUUACAAUAUUAAAGCAGAUUGCUGAGGGAGAUCCAGACGAUAAUAAGUGUGUUGUGAAGCUACUGGAUCACUUUAAGCAUUCUGGUCCUAAUGGGCAGCAUGUUUGUAUGGUAUUUGAAUACUUGGGAGAUAAUCUUUUGACACUUAUCAAGUAUUCAGACUACCGAGGGCUCCCUAUUCACAAAGUUAAAGAAAUCUGCUUUCAUAUAUUGGUGGGAUUGGAUUAUUUACAUCGCCAACUUUCCAUCAUACACACAGACUUAAAGCCAGAAAAUGUAUUGCUUCUAUCAAUGAUUGAUCCAGCUAAAGAUCCUACAAAGUCAGGUAGUCCUGUCAUUCUUCCGUCCAAUAAAAGUAAGAUUCUCUCUGAAUCUAGGGCUUCUAAAGAUGUGAAGAGUCUAAACGGUGACCUGACCAAGAACCAGAAAAAGAAAAUUCGAAAAAAAGCUAAGCGGGUAGCUCAAAAGUGUGCUGGCAAGGAAGCUUCUGAGGAGACUGAACCAGAUAAUAAAGCUAGCGGCCCUGAAGACUCUACUCAUGAUGAACCUGAGGCGAACUCAGUUGAGGAACAAACUAGUAUGAAAGCCAGUGAAGAUGUCUCAACAAAGGAAGGGCGCCAGAGAAAUCAGAGGCAUAAACGAGGCAGCCGGUCUGCUAGGGAGAAGCUAUUGGUUGAUGUUGACGUUAGGUGCAAAUUAGUUGACUUUGGUAAUGCAUGUUGGACGUAUAAACAGUUCACAAGUGAUAUCCAGACAAGACAGUAUAGAUGUCCGGAGGUUAUCCUGGGAUCUAAAUAUUCUACUUCAGCAGAUCUUUGGUCCCUUGCUUGCAUUUGCUUUGAGCUCACAACUGGUGAUGUUCUUUUUGAUCCUCACAGUGGUGACAAUUAUGAUAGAGAUGAGGAUCACUUGGCCCUCAUGAUGGAGCUUCUUGGGAUGAUGCCACGCAAGAUUGCCUUAGGUGGACGUCAUUCACGAGAAUUUUUUAACCGAUAUGGAGAUCUGAGGCACAUCAGACGCUUGCGGUUCUGGACUCUCGGUAAAGUGCUUAUGGAAAAGUAUGAUGUCUGCGAACAAGAUGCGAAUGAGAUGGCAGACUUCCUUAUACCUAUCCUUGACUUUGUGCCUGAGAAAAGGCCGACAGCGGCUCAAUGUCUUAUUCAUCCAUGGAUCACUGGAGGCCCUCGGCAUCUUGCUCCUUCGACUAAUUCUCUAUCCGAAGCAACUGAAAACCAUGUUUCAAAGAAAAACCGAGAGAAGGAUGAAAGGGAGGCAAUGGAAGUUAGAGUGGGCAAUAUUGCAAUUGAUGGGGCUUCUGGGCUAGUCAAAGCUUCUCAAUCUUAAAAUCUUGCUAGGAAGACAUAGUUGACUGAUUCAGGUGAAUGCAGUGCUGUGAGCAUUCAGAAAUUGCAGGAAUGACUCCUUUGCUUCACUGUGGGUAGAAUCGUACCAUCCCUACCUGAACUGGAGUUGGCAAGUUUAAACAGCUGAGGAAGCAGCACGUUAUUGUUGAUUUGGUGAGUGAAACAGAUUCUUUUGGUUGUAAAACUUUUGGAGGACAAUUUAUGAGCUAUCUUUCAAAUGGUUUCUUUAUAAGCUAACUUUUGGUUGUACGCUCUCACUUCAGUGAAAGAACAUUAAAUCAAUGAUGUCAAAAUUUAGUGACUAUUUAUAUUAUUACAUAACAAGUAUCUCAUGCUUCUGCUAU
Lycium ferocissimum is the source of this 2035-nucleotide messenger RNA. RefSeq lists its product as uncharacterized. Gene Ontology annotation, biological process: protein phosphorylation; spliceosomal complex assembly; regulation of mRNA processing. The transcript has 6 exons. Lineage: Eukaryota; Viridiplantae; Streptophyta; Magnoliopsida; Solanales; Solanaceae. The coding region runs from base 61 to 1671 and encodes 536 amino acids. Gene Ontology annotation, molecular function: ATP binding; protein kinase activity. The record is from RefSeq and is a predicted model, not a curated record.